This is a messenger RNA of Staurois parvus, 357 nucleotides long. The record is from the annotation of a GenBank genome assembly. NCBI's taxonomy places the organism in Eukaryota, Metazoa, Chordata, Amphibia, Anura, Ranidae.
AUGGGGCCCCCGGGCAAUAGGGAUCAUGGGGCCUCUGUGUCCUUGCCCAAACUCAAAAAAGCCUAUGAAAAAGGUACUAGGGGCAUCUCAUGGGGCCCCCUACUGACCCCCGGCCCUCGGGCAUAAAAAAGUCAAAAGCCAAAAACAGCCGCUGUAAAAAUGUCAAGUGUGCAUCAGGACCAGGGGCGGACUGACAACUCAUGGGGCCCCCAGGCAAUAGGGGAUCAUGGGGCCCCUGUGUCCUUACCCAAACUCAAAAAAGCCUAUGAAAAAGGUACUAGGGGCAUCUCAUGGGGCCCCCUACUGACCCCGGGCCCUCGGGCAGUGCCUGAGUUUCCAAAUGGUCAGUCCGCCCCU